Letharia columbiana is the source of this 3549-nucleotide messenger RNA. RefSeq lists its product as uncharacterized. The record is from RefSeq and is a predicted model, not a curated record. Bases 1 to 3549 code for a protein of 1182 amino acids. The transcript has a single exon. Lineage: Eukaryota; Fungi; Ascomycota; Lecanoromycetes; Lecanorales; Parmeliaceae. Gene Ontology annotation, cellular component: cytoplasm; fungal-type vacuole membrane. Gene Ontology annotation, biological process: endosomal vesicle fusion; vesicle-mediated transport; autophagy.
AUGUCCGAGGAGGAGCAGAGUGGGCUCUUCCAUGGGCCUGGCAAUGACGGAAGGGUUUCUACCGGCUCAUACGUCCUCAGGCCUCUGGUGCAGGAUAUUCCGCUUUCGACUGAGGAAAAUACAGCCCAGGCUCGUAUCACUUGUGUGGAGCUUUGUGAUGAAAACCUUUAUAUUGGCACUUCUCAGGCAGAAAUACUACAUUUUGUCUCCAUUCCCGCAGAUCCAGCAGACUCUUCUGGUUCGCAGUAUAUUUUUGCCUCGAGACUGCAGCCAGCGUACGGUCCUCAAAGCUCUGGUCCCGAUCAGGUUCUGCCUGGUGUGCAACAGAUUUUAGUUCUACCAAAAGUACAAAAGGCAUGCGUUCUUUGCAAUGGUACUUUAAGUUUCUACAGUUUACCUGAACUGAGUCCUGCCUUCGACAAUAACACGGUAGCUAAUUGCACAUGGGUGGGAGGUGUGGAUCUCAGCAACAAGUCGGUUGCAGAGGAGAAUGGGGUGGUCGUGAUGAUAUGUGUCAAAAACAAAGUCAGGCUUAUGCGGAUACGUGAUGAAGCUCGGCGAGUUCGGGACAUCGAGUUUCCAGGCUGUCUCAUAUCUACUCGCCGAGGCAAUUUUGCUUGUGUGGCAGACACUCACUCAUAUGCCUUGCUUGAUGUCGAGAAUCAGCAAAAGAUCACAUUGUUUCCUAUAUCAUCGCUAGAUGAAAAUACCGCAGGUGGAAGAGUUGAAAGUAUAUCAACUACGCCAGAUUCUACGGCUGUACGAAUCUCUAAUUCAUCACGCCCGAUAUUGAGCGAAGGCGCGUCGGAUGGUAAAGGUCAUGGGAGGAAUACAAGCCUCGGUGCCUUUGUUGGAGGCCUAGGAAGACGUCAAGCUAGUCCUCAAUCUACAAAUCGAGAUAGAUCAGGCCUUGCAACUCCGGAGCUAACCACGCGGGAUAGCUCUCCAACAUCAUCUUCAACUCGUAACAGGUCCACUUCAAAGCCAGAGAAUUAUACUCCACUGAGGUCAAUACCUGAUAAGCCCCUUCCAAUACCACCCGAACGACCCGAACGAUCAGAUUCGCUCAGGGGACUCUCACCUGCUCGAUUACGUCCUUCUGCAGUAUUACUGCCUCACAUAUGUUCACCGACGCCUACUGAAUUCCUACUGACCACCGGCACAAAUGAAAACGAAGCAGGUGUGGGAAUCUUUGUAAAUCUUGAUGGAGAUGUCGUGAGAGGAACGCUGCAAUUCACUCGAUAUCCUCAAGCCUUAGUCCUAGAUGGAAGCGGAAUCGAAACCGAGACUGCUGGUAGAGACGAGGAUCGCGAAGGUUUUGUGCUUGCUACCAUGACUAUACCUGGCGACGAUAGUGAUCGCAACGUCAUUGAGAUUCAGAGAUGGGAUGUGGACGAUGGCGGAAACAAGGACUUGAUUGACAUUCCUGACGCUUCAUUGACGGCAAAUGGCCAGAAUCUGGGCACCUGGCCCUCCUCAAAAAAAAUUGGACUUCGGACAAUCAACACUCCAGUCACUGUUCCAUUUCCAGAGAUCGGUGAAUUAUUGCGUGGCAAACGCCUAUCUCCUUCAAAAAUGAAUUCAGCUGCGAACGGCCCACAGAAGGUAGGCUCUGAAAGUCUCCCAGAAGCCUUGGAGAUGAGCAGAAACAAGGAAGAGGUUGAAUUCGGUCGUCGCCUUGGAGGUCGAAUAGGCCGUAUUACUCUAUGGUCAGGUUCUUCCGUUUGGUGGGUCGUUAAAAACCCACUUGCAACCAGGCUCAAUGCUGCCAUUGACGAAGUCUUGGAAUGUAAAUCGCAAGAGGACUCUUGCCAUGAAAUUGAGCGUAGCCGAAUCAUCCAGAUAGUCAACAGUAUCCGGGGACAAGAAGCUAUAUCAGAGACGGAAUUUCUCAGUUUGGAGUAUAUCCGCCAGAAAGCCAGCUUGGUACUGUUCGCUGAUUUAAUUGCGCGUCCACUUCCAAUGUCUAACGUACAAACAGCUGACUCAAGAAUCACCGAAGGAGUGCUUAUGGAGGGAAGUGUGGAUCCGCGAGUCAUACUGAUGCUAAUACCCGCUCUCCGUGAAGAAAUCGUUGAGGGGCAAAAGGGUAUCUGGAUACAUGCUGGAUUGAUCUCGGUCGUUGAACGCUUCAAUUCAGCAUUGCGCAAGACCUUUGAGGAAUUGGCGACACCCGAUUUGCUGAAUCUCAUCAAACGUUACCUCGGUGCAUGGCGACAACGCAAGGGCUUCGGAAGCAUUGCUGACGAAGUUGAAAUAUUCCUGACGGUCGAUGCAGCUCUUCUUCGUGUGCUGCUUGAGCAAGAUCAAAAAGAUCCCUCAAGGAUAUCGAGGCCUUCACCGACGAGAAUUGAGCUCUAUGCAUUUGUUGAUUCCGGUGUAGAUUGCUUUAACCAUGCAAUCACCCUGUUGGAGCAGUACAAGCGUCUGUUUGUCCUGAGCAGGCUGUACCAGAGCCGGAGAAUGGCCAGAAAGGUAUUGGAAACUUGGAGAAGGAUACUUGAAGGCGAACGCGACGAGGGUGGGGGCCUCGCCGAUGGUGAAAAUGAAGUCCGCAGAUAUCUGGUGAUUAUCAAAGACACAGGUCUGGUUGACGAGUAUGGCACCUGGCUUGCUAGACGCAAUCCCGAUCUCGGAGUCCAGGUGUUCACCAACGAUAGCAGCAGAGUCAAGUGGGAACCUCAACAAGUCGUCAUGCUACUGCGAAGGAAGGCUCCUGACGCCGUCAAAGUCUACCUAGAGCACCUGGUCUUUGGUAAAAAGAACGUGAAAUACGCGAACGAUCUCAUCUCAUACUACCUUGACAAUGUGCUUCAGGUUUUGGGAUCAUCUGAUGAAGCUCGAGGUGUCCUUUCGCAAUCUUACGAGUCUUACAGAGCACUUCGCCCUCCAAAGCCGACCUAUCGACAAUUCAUUACUGAAAACGCAGUCCCUAUGUCAUGGUGGCAUGAUCGUUUGCGUCUGCUUGAGCUCAUCGGCGGGAGUCAUGGAUCAGACUUCUCCUACGAUGUCGGCAAUAUACUAUCGCGCAUUGAGCCAUUUGAGCAAGAUUUGGUGCCUGAGUCUAUCAUUCUCGACGGCCGUCAAGGUCGGCAUAAGCAAGCCCUGCGUCUACUCACCCACGGGCUUGGAGAUUAUCAUACUGCUGUCAAUUACUGCCUGCUAGGUGGAGCAAGUAUAUUCCAUCCAAAAUCAGGGUCCGCUGCGAUUGCUGCGCCAUCUCAAGACGAGCAAGCCAUUUUGUUCGGGUACCUUCUUACGGAGUUUCUUCGCAUUCAAGACGUCAGCGACAGGUUGGAACGAACGAGUGAGCUCCUAGAGCGCUUUGGACCUUGGUACGAUGUACGGGACGUCCUAGAACUUAUCCCAGAAUCUUGGUCCGUCGAAUUGGUGUCAGGCUUUCUGGUCAGCUCCUUUCGGCGGCUCGUUCAUGAGAGAAGACAAGCUACUGUUAUGAAGGCUCUGAGCGGUGCAGAAAAUCUCCAGAUCGCAGCGGGAUUUGUUGAGAAGUGUAGUGAGCUUGGACCGCAGGUUGAGAAGGUCCCUUGA